AUGGAACACGAGGACGAAGUAGACGCCGAAGGCAGUGCAUUUGGCAACAGAGGUGCCGCACAGACCGCCACCGACGUCUCUCCUCCAAGUGGGAGGAACUGCAACCAGGCGAUGCCGUCUCAAGAGCUUGUUACACCUCAACCACUCAAUUAUUUGUGCACAGUCUGUGCCCUCAGAUUGGUUACCGUGAGGAGAAUGGGACUGCUUACCUUGGAGCGCUUGCCUCUGUGUUUGGUGCUCCUCAUCUACUACUUCCGCUACUUCUUCGUCUUCCUCUAUCCCCUUGCUUUGCUGCCUGUUGUCUUGAUUAACACAAACAACAUAACAAAAAGCGCAUACAUUCUGCUAUGGAUGAGUGGCUACUGGAUAACCGGCGUUGUUCCCCUCUACGCCACGGCCUUGCUGCCAAUGUUUGCGGGACCCCUCAUGGGGCUGCAGACGUCGGGCACCCUCUCUCGCGAGUACUUGCCAACCUCGAAUUUUCUCUUCAUUGCGAGCAUGUUUUUGGCUGGAGCGGCUGAACACUGCAAUUUGCAUCGUCGUGUUGUCAUCUUCUGUCUCAAAUGCAUGGGUGGCGACCCUCGGUUGAUCCUCCUGGGUAUAAUGAUUCCAACAUGGUUUUUAUCACUGUGGAUGAGCAAUAGUGCAACAACACUGUUGAUGGUGACAAUAACGGAGACGCUGUUGAAUAGGAUUGAUGAGGUCACCAAGAGCAUUGAAGGCUCUGUAGAGGAAGACGACUCCACUACCAAAAGAGAGUUCAAGGAAGACGGUAGCGAGAAGUUGUCGCCAAAUCGUUCCAAAUGGCAAAAGUUUGGCGUCGGUCUCAGUCUCAGUGUCUGCUACUCUGCCAGUUGUGGAGGCAUGGGAACGCUAACCGGAACCCCAACAAAUAUUGUCGUUUAUAACCUCCUUACCGAGUAG
Molecule: messenger RNA, 924 nt
Organism: Hydatigera taeniaeformis
Lineage: Eukaryota; Metazoa; Platyhelminthes; Cestoda; Cyclophyllidea; Taeniidae
Source: the annotation of a GenBank genome assembly